UGUGUUGCGUGGCCACACAAGAAUACCACUUCAGUGUGCUCCUGACCUUGGUAGGGGUAGGACGCACGCCUCUUCUUCCCCUCGCCUCUUCUUUCACCUUGAGCAAGAACCACAUUGGAAACUGACGAUUGAUGGAAAGAAUCAACAUUUUAAGAAAAGGCUCGGGGUCGCUGCCUGGCUGCCGAGGAUGUAAACAAAUCGAACGCAAAUCGAAGAUGGAGAAGAAUUUAGGAGCCCCAGCCAGCUUAUGAAGGGUAGCCGCGACCCACUCCACUGACAUAAGGAUGACUUGUGUGAGUGGAGGAGGCGGUGCAGGCCGACCAGGAGGGAGGCUGCGGGUGUGCUGAUGGGCGGCGUGCUGGCCAAGAGGCAGGGCGGCGGCCAGGGCGGGCGGGCGGGCCAGCGCGGCCUCCCCCUCCGCCACAGACAGAGCCUCUCGGAAUUUAGCCUGGUGCACAUCGCAACCAACCUCACCCAUCGCUUCUCUGUCCUAAGUGGCCUUUCUGUGAUCUCAUUCGUGUCGGCGCCAGUCAGCGAGGCGAACCGUCGACCAUGGACCAGAGUCUCCAGGAAAAGGUGGCACCAGUCAACGCUGGAGAAUGAGUACGCCCACAGCAAGACAGUGUGGCCAGUGGCACAGACUGAGGCUCUCUUCCUUCCAGAGUUUCCUGUUGGUAUAGAAGAAAAGUUAAAGCUUAUUUUCUUAGGGGAGAUUAGCCGAGGAGCCUUUGGUCAAGUGUUUCAUGUGAAGUGUUCCAUCUCCAACAAGGAAUACGCCAUGAAGGUGCUCUCCAAGUCACAGGUGUGUAGCUUGGAUGCUGUGGGUCAGGUGAAGCAGGAGGUGAUGAUCCAGCAUGUGUGUAGCCACCAUCCCUUCAUCACGCCUCUUGUCCACUUCUGGCAGACACGCAAACUGCUCCUAGUCAUGACAGAAUUUGUGGGCUACGGGGAACUGCAGCAGCUGUGGAGGUCUCUGGGUCGCCUGCCUGAGAAUCUUGUCAAGAUAUACCUUGCACAAAUAGCACUUGCACUUGAUUUCCUUCACAACGCUGGCAUAAUCUAUCGCGACCUCAAGAUGGAAAACAUUCUCCUCGACGCCGACGGACACAUCAAGGUCAUCGACUUUGGCCUGGCGAAGUGGCUGAGUUACGGGGGCCGGACAUCAACCAUAUGUGGCACCCUGCAGUUCAUGGCCCCUGAGGUGUUGCGAGGGGAGGAGUACAGCCACAGCGUUGACUGGUGGUCCCUCGGCAUCAUUGUCUACAGUCUGCUGGCCGGCCGGUACCCCCUGAGUGGCUAUGACGACCAUGUCACGAUGAACCAGGCAGUGUCCAAGUGUGAUUACGAGCCGCCGGAGUGUGCCUCGCCUCCUAUGCGCUCUGUCAUCACCAGCCUGCUCAACCGUGACCCGCGAUGCCGUCUGCACUCCUUCUACCAGCUCCAGCGGGAGGAACUCUUCCAAAACUUUGACUUUGAUGAGGUCAAGGACAGAAAGAUAUCACCUAGGAAGAUCCUGGAGGAGUACAUAGAGAGCAAAGCAAGGCGGAGCUUCCAUGACUUUGGAGGCUUGACCAGCACGCCCAAGAAGUCAAAGGCUUGUGUCAGCGAGGACCUGAACCGCAGCCAGGGGUCUUCACAGCAGUCCCCAACGCCCUCCAUGCUGCGGCCCCCCACCAAAGACCACACCUCCUGGAACCCUGGCCAGCGCUCUGCCAGCUCGCCCCUGCUGCACCCCGGCCGCCUGGGCCACCAUGACUCCUUGGUGAAGAGUGUCUCGGCUGGUGGUCACAACGGAGCUGCCGUGCCCCUCCUGCAGAGUCCGCUGCUGAGGCUGGCCCGGGGCCAGGCAGGGCAACCCCCAAGGCGGGCACGUUCCCAGGGGGCCGUGAGCGCCAGUGCACUGCCCACAGCCGUGUCACCGCUGCUGGUCAAUGUGCGGGGGCAGCGGCGGCAACAGUGGAGGGCAGGCCAGGAGGAGCAGCAGCAGGAGCAGGCAGACACUGCGGCACGCACCGACAACGUGGCAUCCAGUGUGAUCAGCGGCAUGAAUGGCGUGUACAAGAAGUGUGCCAGCGAGGAGUUCCUGAGUGGCCAGCGAAGACUGAAGGAGGGGCAGGCGGGGCUGCCCCGACCCGGCGCCAACCCCGGGGCUAGCAGCCGCAGGGGCAAGACUGACCCCAUGCAGCUGAAAGAGACAUUCCUUGAACAGUGUGAAAACAUUACUGAGGAGUUUUUCUGUGAUCUGGUCACAAGUACGCCAAAGAAAAGUAAUGUGAGCAGUGGUGGCGGUGGUGGCGGCGUGCGGCAUGGCCUGCGCCAGGCUGUGAGGUCAGAGGUGCAGGUUGGUAAGAAUAAUAUUAUUAAUGGUGCUUUGCUAUCAAGUAAUAAUAAUUUCUCUCCUCUUGACGAAAAUGAUUUUGAUGAAACGUUUGAUAAUUUCCCAUGGAUAAGUGAAUCUCUAGAUCCUUAGCAUGAAGCUACAUUUCCUGAAAGUUCAAGAAGGAUAUGAAUGUAAUCAGUUUACACUGAAGACUCAUAGUGGACUGCAGAAAAUUACUGGUGUCAAUUUUUAUGGUAAUCUGUGUGCUAAACCCAUGUAAUCAUAUAAAUAAAUACAUCUUACGUAUAAAAGACACGCACUAGACUCGAGCGAACAUUUACACGGCAGAAAUUAAGGGAAACAGAAGAUUGCCAAACCUCAUCACCAGUUCUGUUAUGUAUUAGAAGACUUGAAUCAUUAUCCUCUCAUCUUGUGUUGUGCAAUGUAUAGCUACUUGUGCCAUUAAAAUAUAAGAAACUUAUUAUUACAAAGUUAGAGGAAUAUUUUACUGCUGUGAGUCCCUAGCUGCCGUCAAGCAGAUCUGUGUAGGUGUUGGUAGGCAGAGUUGCAUCUUGGGCAGGGCAGCUUGCAGGUGGUGCUUCAUUGGAUUAGUAAUCUAGCCCUUAUGGUUUACACAUCAAUGGUUCUUUGAUGAGGUUUGGCCUUAGCUGUUAACGUCACAUCAUUAUUUCCCGAGCAUUUUUCAUCUGCUGUUUCCCAGAAUUUCCAGCAAGGAGAGGCUAAAUAUAUCAAACUGUAUCCAGACUAUGCUGGCAAGUGAACCUGUUUGGCUGCAUCUGCAAACUGUACAGACAGUGAAGGGGCUGCUGCACUGAGGCAGUUCUCCUCACAUGCCCAAGGAACACAAUCAAGUAGUAAAAAAGCACCUAAUUCAUUACUAUAGUGGCCCAGUUGUUGUGCUGCCUGAGGACUCAUGGCAACACUGGGCCAGACUCGUACCUGCUGAUUGCCCUAAGCAUUUCCAUUAAUGUGCCUAAUUGAAUUCAUAUAGAAAUAUAAAUUCAGUUAAAACCUCAAAUAUUUGUAAGGUUGUGCAAGAGUUACAAAUCUGAUGGUCUUUUUUAUUUAAAGUUUUUCAAAACCAAUGUGCUACAAGUCUUAAAAAAUAGACAAUGUUGGCUAAUGAGUAGUUGAAAGUAUUGGCCAGUAACUGCUUACGAGUCCUCAGGUGGAUGAGUGACUGAAGCAAGAAGAGUGACUCCCACUAUACCACAAAUAUGUUGCACUAAUGGUUACUUCAUCAGACUAGCAACUAUCACCACUCCAAUAAGACUUACUCUUAAUCAGUGCAGUCCAGGUGUGGUCAGUAACUUAACAAAACUGAGACUCCUUGUUGAUCCUAGUCCAGGUUGGUGCAGGUGUGGUUAGGACAGCCUCUAGGACAGCCUCACCUGUCGUGCCGGUACAAUGUCAUCAUUACGAAACAGUAACAAGUAAAACCAUGAUUGAUAUGCAGCUUAUAAGGCUUUUGACAUGAGUUUCAUUCUGCUAAAAAAAAUGAUGCAAGGAUUGGUCUACAAAUACAAUAUAUCAGUAAUAUAUUGGAGCAAAGUGUUUCUGCUAGUGGGUACAUGAGGGAAGCAGUCCGGUGUGGCAGCCACUCAGGGUUUGCUUUCAGAGUGAUUCCCACGUGUAAGGGAAGAGGUUUGCAAAAUUCCGCUACAACAGUUGUUUGUGUCGCAGCUUCACGCCGAGAGCCGGAGUGUAGUUUACAGACUCUCACGUCACAAAAGAUAGUUUGGCACUGCUGCUGUAAAGUUUAGAGAGAAGAAAUCAGAAUAAUUUAUUUAUAAAUGAUGUUACUCACUUCAUGUGUGUGUGUACUUUUAAGCCAAAUUGAAUGUUUAGCAAGGCUUCCAAGGACGUCUCUUGAGAAGAAGGUGCCGUAAGUCAUUACUAAAUGUCACAAAAUGCCUGCCAGAAGUUAUUGUGGACCCGUGCACUUGUGGCUGUGGGUUGGUAAUUGCCAAAGUUAUAAUGUUAAUUGUUAUGCACUGCAAGUCGUAGCCACAGUGGCCAGACAUGUUCAAUGCUCUUUAUUAUGCUUUGUGAGUGUAAUAGUGUUUUAUAUAUACAGUACUUCAAAUCUGCCAUGUGAUGUGGGUCAGGAAGUUUGUACAUUUUUAAUAGAGAUUCUUCGCCUUUGACGCGGUGGAGGCGAGAGGACACGAGUGGGUGGCCGGCAGCGCGAGCCUCCCGUCGCUGCGCUGCCUUCACCUCCUCACAGCAGAGACAAGAGAUGAGCUUGUUUGCUGCCUACCACUGCUACUGUCACUGUCUGCAGCGACGCACAUACAGUAGUCUUUGCCUGUUGCCAAAGGAGACAUGGAGUACUUCAUCUCUGGCAGGAUAUAUUUAAGCUUGUAUGAAAAAGUUUAAAGUGAUAUUACAGACAUGUAAGUGAAGAUGAUGAUGAUGAUGGGGAAGGAAAUGAAUCUCUCUCUCCUGUUGCUUAUUUUCUAGUGUACCGUGAGUAAUGGUGGAGGUGCAAAGGGAAUUAUGAACGGCAAUCUCUUGGAACUUCACGCAUGAUUAAGUUAAUAUUACCACGAUUUAUUCUUAUACUGAAAGAACUAUGUAUGAUUCCUAUAUAUAAUUCACACUCUUAACACUCCAUACACAGGGAGAAAAAUAUUGCAUUUUGUUAUCUUAUGUCUGCCAGUGGUGGGAGGUGCAGGUGUGGCACCGUUCAUGCUGGGCUGAGGCACUUGAGGGUCUCUUUAGUCCCAGUCGUUGCUGCAGGGUUGGUAGCAUUCAUUCCUUCUGAAGUGCAAUCUGAGCCAUCACUGAGUCUAUGUGGUCUGAAUCUUGUUGGGCUAAACAGUAUUGGAUCAACCUGCCAAGGGCUUCAUAUCAGUGCAUUAGUGCUAUUUGCAUUACUAAAUUAUCACGUUCAGUAAUACAUCAGGACCGGUAACCAUUUCCUGCAGGUGAUGAUUAAGUUUGGCCCUUACCGUGCCCUGUGUUUGGGAUGUGAUGCAUGUCACUUGCAUGCAAUUACAGUUUCCCAAGAUAUUGUACACAUUAGUGGUCUUAGGUCAUACCAUCUGAAGAGACCCAUAUUUCCUGCCUGCUCUUGAUGAACCCAGAGAUAACAGUGAGUAGGAUUGAGUCACAGUAGCAGAUGUGAUGUAAAAUUGAAUCAAAGUCACAAUCUGUACUUGAGAAGUGAUAGCUGAUGUUAAUUUAGCCGUGGCAAAAUUCCCUGUCAGCUGGCUAGUGUGGUUCUUUUUGCUGUUUUAGCUUUAAGUCUCAGUGGGUGCUGCCCUGCUACCUGGUUCUGUCAGGUUUGUGGCCGCCUUGUUGAUUCAGUUGAUCAUGUUGCUUGACAUCAGAUGAAGUCUCACUCUGCGUGAAUGUUCCAUGAUGGCCAGUCAUGUUCCCAGCUUAGGAGUGACCGUUUUGGUUUCACCAGGCGGCGGGGUCACGUGUCCCCUCUGCCUUUCAUACAGACUUAUUAGAUGUUCAUUACUUUGCUUAUAUUUAUUGCUGUUUUAAGAUUAUCAGCACAAAUGUUCAGUAUAUCCAUUCCUUUCCAAAAGAUUCCAGCAAUGCGUUGUUGUGGGAGUUACAGCUUAGAAUUAAUGUUGCCUUUGUUCUAGACUUAACGAGAAGCUGACUUCACUUUCCUUCCUGGAGCAGCAGCGUCCUGCUCGCCCCCCAUCCUGCCUUUGCAGACUUCCAUGAGAUAGUAAAUACCAUCCUAUAGUGUUUAAUAUGAUCCAUCACCCCAUGAUCUAAAGCAUAUAUAGAUCUAAAUGAAUCUCUUCUAUAUAUAUUUUUUAAUGUUGAGGCUUUGUAGAAGCUGCAAUUUUUUGUCCCCAAGCUCAAAUAUAUUCAUGAAUUGAUUGAAUUGAAAACUACCUUUUGUAUAUAAAUAUUUCUCAAGUUGUUUUAUAUUUUUGUAUUACUUUGGACUAGUCCCAAAUCAGUUAAUUAUUUAUUUUAUUAAGUUUUGAAAUAUUUUUUUAUUUGUUCGUAAUGCUUUACCAUAAGACAAGUAGUAAUGUAGUUCUAGCUGCCAUUAUUUACAUUCCUUUAAUUCAAUAUCAAUGACCAACAGUACAUGUCGAAUGCCUCAGUGUAGUAGGAAAGUGUCCUGCCUCUCCUACACUCACAUGUGCACACUCUUGGGGUAAAGCCUCGGACGAUUGCAAAACAAAUUGUGACACAGCUAAAUCAACGAUCAACUAAAUCAAUGGUGAUAUUGUCAUUUGUUACCACAUCAGCAAGAAAGCGCGAGUUACACCAGCGUACAGCAGCAGCGUGCCUGGCGUGUCUCGGCCAGUGUGUUUGUAUGACUGUUUGGCAAGAGGACCACAAGCGCUGGCCAACACACUGCAGGGACAUUUUCUGAUGCUGACAUUUGAGACGGUGUCAAGGAAAGUGAUGCCAUGGCAACUAACAUACAGUUUUGUCCAUGUUAAAAACUUGUCAGCUUGCCUGGCGCCAGCUUUCCCCACGCAGGAAAUGCUGCAUCAGAAACACACUUGUGGGGGUGACCUCCUGGAAUGGUUGUCCAAGGUGUGUUUGUUGAGGGAACCUGACUGGCAACACUGAUGAUAGUGACUCCAUUUUGGUUGGCAGUUUUCAUCAUAUUAGAUGGUUCAAUCAAAAUUAAGUCACUAUCUUGCUAUCCAUCCACACCUGAUGCCCCGACCCUCUAGUACUCUUGGCCACAAGACAGAUGUAGCAGGCCACUUCCUACUUAGAACUUCAUGCAAACACUCCUGUUUUCUUAUUUCUGAAAAGAAAUGUGUUCCAGCACAUCUGUCAUCAAACAUUACUUUUAGUAGCUUGUAUUCUAAAUUCCUGUAUCCAUUCAAACACUAUUUUCACUACCUUUCAUAUUUCUAGUUCAGGUUUUUGCACUUACUUUUGUCCUCUCUAUCAGAUCCUUGCUACUGACUGAUCUUUCCAGAUGUUGUCACCAAUUCUCUAAAUCACACAUCUCUCACACACACACUCCCUACACCCCCAGUGCACCAGCCACCCUGCACACAAGUGUCACACUUGCUUUGAGCAGCAUUCACUGAUACCUUCCCUAGAGGCGUCACACGCACCAGUGAGUCAGUCCCUCAACACACAGGUCUGCCGACAGCCACCCAGCACCGUCAACCCUCCAGGCAUAAGGCCGCUCAGUCCACCGCUCUACCCCGGGACCACACAUGUGCUGCCUCUGUACCCUGCCAACCAAAGAUUGGAUUUAAUUUUGUGUAUCCGUUUUUGUAUAUAUUUGCAAAAUAUAAAAAAAGAAAAUAAAGCAGUAACAUGUA
Scylla paramamosain (green mud crab) is the source of this 7617-nucleotide messenger RNA. Its product is annotated as calcium/calmodulin-dependent protein kinase type 1G-like. The transcript is spliced from 11 exons. Gene Ontology annotation, biological process: protein phosphorylation. NCBI's taxonomy places the organism in Eukaryota, Metazoa, Arthropoda, Malacostraca, Decapoda, Portunidae. The record is from RefSeq and is a predicted model, not a curated record. Gene Ontology annotation, molecular function: ATP binding; protein serine/threonine kinase activity. Bases 347 to 2470 code for a protein of 707 amino acids.